AUGUCGUCCGGUACCAGUUUGUCAUCAGCUUCGACCAAGUACAGGAAUUUUAAAGAAAUCACGCGCCACCGAUUAUUGAAUGAAAUGCUUCGGUCUUGCAAAACUUGGAACUCAAAAUCAACAUGGAAGGUACUCGUUAUGGAUGAAUUUACUGUCAAGAUAAUGUCUCACGCAUGCACAGUCGUUGAUACUACAAAUGAAGGUGUUUCAUUGCUUGAGCGCAUAGAUAAAAAAAGGCAGCGAUUGCCAUCUAUGGAUGCAAUAUAUUUUAUCCGGCCUUCUAAAGAAAAUGUUAGAUUCUUCUUGUCAGACAUGUCGGGAGGCGUACCUUUCUAUAGGAAGGCGUUUGUUUUCUUCACUUCACCGAUAUCCAAGCAUUUGGUUGGGCAGAUCAAGGCGGAUGCAAGUCUAAGAAGCCGCAUAUCUGCAUUGAGUGAGAUGAACCUGGAGUACUAUGCUAUAGAUAGCCAGGGUUUUGUUACCAAUAACCAGAGAGCUUUACAGCAGCUGUAUGGGGACAAGGACGAUUCACGCGAAGCUGAAGCAUGUUUGAAUGAGAUGGCUGCACGUGUUGCCACAGUCUUUGCUUCAUUAAGGGAACUUCCUGUUGUUCACUACCGAGCUGCCAAUAGGUUUGAUGCCACCGUGGAGACCACUUUUUGUGAUUUGAUUCCUACAAAGCUUGCUGCUGGUAUCUGGGAUUCUCUCAUGCAUUACAAGAGAACAAUUCCAGAUUUCCCUCAGAGAGAAACUUGCGAGUUACUUAUCCUUGACAGAUCCGUGGAUCAGAUUGCGCCAAUCAUACACGAAUGGACAUAUGAUGCCUUGUGUCAUGACUUGUUAGAAAUGGAAGGAAAUAAAUAUGUUCACGAGGUUGCAAACAUAACUGGUGGUCCUCCUGACAAGAAAGAUGUUCUUCUAGACGAGUGUGAUCCUGUCUGGCUUGAGCUUCGCGAUCGUCAUUUAGGAUUUGCCUUGGAAUGGUUAAAGUCAGAACUUUCCAGUCUUAAGCAGAAUAAGGUUGCACGAUUCGAAAAUUCAAGAGAUGGGCAAUCUCCUGAGGUAUCCUCGAGGGAAUUGAAAGACAUAACUGAAGCAUUGCCACAGUAUCUUGAACUAAAAGAGAAGCUCUCCCUUCAUAUAGAGAUUGCAUCGAAACUAAACACAAUUGUCAGGAACUUCAAGCUUCCGUUCCUUUCGGAGCUGGAGCAGAGUCUGGUUUAUGGUGAUGCAGGAAUAAGAGAAGUGAUAAUGUUUCUGAGAAUACACGGGCCGUCUAUUGGUCGCGAACAUAUGCUGCGCUUGUUGAUGAUUGCUGCUGCCAUUUAUCCUGAGUUUUUGAAGGACGGGGGAUAUUUACAGAUGAUGAUGAAGCAUGCGAAUUUACUACCCCAGGAUAUGACUGCUGUGAGGAAUAUGAAGUUGAUUGGGAAGGGCCAAGAAGGCUCAUCUGGAAUCUUUCCUAUGAAGUUUGGUAUUGCCAAGAGAGAACGGUAUAGGAAAGAGCGUCCAAGAGAAGAUGAAUGGCGUUAUUCGCGGUUUUCUCCGAUGAUAGAGGAACUCAUAGAAAAGCUUAGCAAUGGUGCACUGUCAGAGGAGUUGUAUCCUUGUGUGAAUCCCAACGCUUGUGUACCGAAAUCGAGGAGGACACCAACGUGGGCCCACCGUCGGACUUCUGAUGAUGGGCUCUCUUCCUGCUGUGUAUUAAGGUAUGCAUCCAGUGGUUAUGAAAAGAUGGGCCAACGGAUCUUUGUAGUUAUAGUAGGUGGAGCUACUAGAUCAGAGCUUAGGGUGUGCCAUAAGCUCACAGCUAAGCUCAAAAGGGAAGUUAUUCUGGGCUCAUCAUCUCUGGACGAUCCUGCAUCUUUUGUUACGAAUCUGAAAAUGAUCACAGCAGAGAACAAGCCGCUCAUGUUGGAUGAUGUACAGAUCUGA
Messenger RNA from Fragaria vesca subsp. vesca, 1935 nucleotides. RefSeq names its product SNARE-interacting protein KEULE-like. The record is from RefSeq and is a predicted model, not a curated record. Gene Ontology annotation, molecular function: syntaxin binding. The coding region runs from base 1 to 1935 and encodes 644 amino acids. Gene Ontology annotation, cellular component: plasma membrane; secretory granule. NCBI's taxonomy places the organism in Eukaryota, Viridiplantae, Streptophyta, Magnoliopsida, Rosales, Rosaceae. The transcript has 21 exons. Gene Ontology annotation, biological process: vesicle-mediated transport; intracellular protein transport.